Elaeis guineensis (African oil palm) is the source of this 2517-nucleotide messenger RNA. The record is from RefSeq and is a predicted model, not a curated record. NCBI's taxonomy places the organism in Eukaryota, Viridiplantae, Streptophyta, Magnoliopsida, Arecales, Arecaceae.
UCCGGGCAGGCGGGCAUAUCCUAAAUCCGACCGAAUAAAACGAGACAGUUUCAAAUUUUCAUUGUUCAAUGUUCCCGACCUCGCGACCUACGUGUCCAUUGCGGCUUCGAGAUUUCCGAGGACAAGAGCCUUUAUUCCAGAAAUAGUUGGGAACGUGAGAGGUCCGAUUGGUGGAUCGAACACCGAGAAGAAUUCUAAGUCUUGAUGGAAAUCAUAGCCCCGUUUGGAGUUGCCGGAAUAGCACUAUGAAGACGGGGACUUGAGAUGAUUGAGUUUCCCCAUCUUAGCAGAAGUUUUCCCAAUAGUGGGAAUCUCUGUAGAAGUUCUGAUUCAGUGGUUUUCCGGAGGAAAUAUUCUGGUUGAUGACACGUACCAUUUGGGGGUUAGGACGCGCCAUGUGGCAAAGAACAUGUGCCGGGAGCCAAGUGGAAUUGCCAUGACCAUAAUAUCUGAAGAUUAAAGCUGGUUAAUUGGAAGGGCCUAAGCUACAUGUAAGAAGGUGUUUCCAGGGGUGAGGGGUGAAGUGCUGUAUGAGCAUCCAGCAUUGGGCAGUUGGCGGAAGCUCGCAGAAUCACAAGAUGCAGGCAUUAGUUCCAGGUCAUGGUUGGGUCUUGUAUUAAGUGAUUCCAUAUUAACCAGCUGUUCCUGGGCUCCCUUUCAUUGGGAAUCUGCAUCAGCUCAAGGACAAGAAGCCCCACCGGACGUUCGCGAAAUGGGCCGAAAUUUAUGGGCCUAUCUACUCCAUCAGAACGGGAGCUUCUACGGUGGUGGUCCUCAAUUCGGCUGAAGUGGCCAAGGAGGUAAGCCGCACCUCCCGGUCUAUUUUCCGUUUAUGAUCCUGGAGAUUUCUCUGCUGUUGUGGUUGGUUUCAGUAUACAGAUUUGGUUUCAUAAGAGAAUAUAGUUUUCAGAAAAAUCAAAUAUGUUGGACGCCAUCUGGUAGACAUCUGUUAAAUGGCAAUGGUAACUAGAUUCAACUCUAUCUCGUCUCGAAAGCUUUCAAAUGCACUGACAUUGCUCACUUCCAACAAAUCUAUGGUUGCCACAAGUGAUUAUGGCGAGUUCCAUAAAAUGGUGAAGCGCUACAUCCUCACAAGUGUUUUGGGAUCAAAUGCUCAGAAGCGAUAUCGUGGCCUCAGGGACACCAUGAUCAAAAACAUCGUAAACGUUCUGCAUUCAGAGAUAAAGAACAAUCCUCAAAAUGCAGUAAACCUCAGGGAGCCAUUCAAGGCUGAGCUUUUCCGAUUAUCCUUGACAGAAGCUCUGGGCAAGGAUGUAGAAUCUGUUUAUGUGGAGGAGCUUGGGCAGGAGAUGUCAAAGAAAGAAAUUUUCAAUGUCCUGGUCAUGGAUCCAAUGAUGGGUGCACUAGAGGUAGACUGGAGGGAUUUCUUCCCAUAUCUGAGAUGGGUUCCUAAUAGGAGCAUGGAAAUGAAAGUUCAAAGAAUAGUGGCUCGUAAGACAGCAGUGACAAGGGCCCUGAUCAAUGAACAGAAGAAACGCAUUGCACUUGGAGAGGAAAUAAACUGCUAUCUGGACUUUCUACUGUCCGAAAACACACUGACAGAGGAGCAAUUGACCACAUUGAUUUGGGAAGCAAUAAUUGAGGCCUCUGACACAACUUUGGUCACAACAGAAUGGGCUAUGUAUGAACUUGCUAGGCAUCCAAAGUGUCAGGAUCGCCUUUAUCAUGAAAUCCGAGAAGUAUGUGGGUCUGAAAUGGUUAUGGAGGAGCACUUGCCACAGCUACCAUACCUGAAUGCUGUUUUCCAUGAAACUCUAAGGAAGUAUUCUCCUGCUCCUAUUGUUCCCCUUAGAUAUGCCCAUGAAGACACCCAACUAGGAGGCUAUGACAUUCCAGCUGGGACACCGAUUGCAAUCAAUCUUUAUGCAUGUAAUAUGAACCAAAAGGACUGGGAUGAUCCUGAAGAAUGGAAGCCUGAGAGAUUUCUAUCUAGCAAUUUCGAACCAAUGGAUCUUUACAAGACAAUGGCAUUUGGAGCAGGAAAAAGAGUAUGUGCUGGAUCUUUGCAGGCAAUGCUAAUUUCUUGUACAGCCAUUGGUAGAUUCGUUCAGGAGUUUGAGUGGAGACUGAAGGAAGGAGAAGAAGAUGAUAUAGAUACUGUUCAGCUCACAACCCACAAACUUCAGCCUCUGCAUGCAUACAUUACCACGAGAGCAAUGGAUCAUUCAGGAUUGCAGUCAUCCUAAAUUCCUUUUCCCUUUAAAUUAUGCUUUUCUCACUAGCUGUGCUAGUAUUUUAAUUCCAUAAAGCAUAUGAAAUAAAUACCCGUGUUCCUGGUCUGGACUUUCAUAUGGUAUUAGGAUAUAAUUCUGCAUAUACUGCAGUUGUCGGGCUCAGGCUAUUUAGCAACUCUGCUGGCUGGCGUCCUUGGUGCGAUGUUUUUAUUCGUCAAUCAGCGAUGAAAUGCUGAUUUUAAUACAGCUAUGUUGGUAUAUUUUCCUUGUAUCUUUUUAAUUGCGGGUAUGGGUUAAUACAGUACCGAACAUUUCUGCUGGA